AAAAGACAUGCUAUUAGUAUUUCCUUAAUUUCCUUAUUGGGCCUCUAUAGGAAUAGGAAAGGCUCAAGCUCGGUUCGGAAUUUGCAUCUUCCUUGCUAUUUCCUUCGCUACUCGAAUAGGGGGGUGUGUCAGGGGCGGAAACCACCCACCUUGCCGCAACUCGCCGCCGACCUCGACGCCAACCGCGGAAACCACCCACCUUGCCGCAACUCACCGCCGACCUCUUCUCACCGACGCCAACCACUAAGCUUUCUUCCACUGCUAAAAAUAAUAAUGACAACUCGAAUAGCUCCAGGAGUUGGAGCAAAUUUACUUGGCCAACACUCGGUGGAGAGGAACCAAGACGCCACCGCUUACGUCAGCAAUCUCGAUCCUCAGGUGUCUGAGGAAUUGCUGUGGGAGUUAUUUGUUCAAGCAGGCACUGUUGUUAAUGUAUAUGUUCCAAAGGAUAGAGUAACAAAUCUCCACCAAGGGUAUAGAUUUGUUGAAUUCAGGAGUGAAGAAGAUGCUGACUAUGCAAUUAAGGUUUUGAAUAUGAUUAAGCUUUAUGGGAAGCCAAUACGUGUAAAUAAGGCGACGCAAGAUAAAAAGAGUUUGGAUGUAAGAGCAAACCUAUUUAUUGGAAACUUGGACCCUGACGUUGAUGAGAAACUUCUGCAUGAUACUUUUAGUGCCUUUGGAGUUAUAGUUAUAAACCCCAAGAUAAUGAGAGAUCCCGAGACUGGAAAUUCCCGCAGUUUUGGUUUCAUUAGCUAUGAUUCCUUUGAGUCAUCUGUUGCGGCAAUUGAGAGAGAGUUUUGGCUGCAAGCAAUCCAAGUGCCCAAAAGAGCAGGCCUCACACUCUGUUUGCUAGUGGGCCUCCAACGCUUCCAAGCAUUGCUUAGGCCAAUGGAGCACCGGUGCACCAGUGCCUCCUUCCCAUUUGCAAAUGGUGCUGCUCCUCCAAGCCCAAUUCCAGCUCUCCGCCCGCCACCCCCACCAAAUGCAGCUUUCUCACAAAUGCAGGUAGCUGGACAACCAGCUUGGCAGGGUCAACCACCACAGCCAGGUCAAGCAGUGCCUCCCCCAGUUAUGGCUCCACCUCAAAUGCAGUUCAGACCACCUCCACCAAACAUGCCACCACCCCUUCCCCAGGCUGCUCUGGUCUCCCUACCAAGGCCUCCACCACCGGCAAUGGGAAUGGGAAUGGGAAUCCAACCACAAGUAUGGCGGCAGCCACCACCUCCACAGCAGUUGGCUGGGGGACCCCCUAUGCAACAAAUGUUGAUGCAUCCACCUCCCCCACCGCCACCAAGUUGAAGAUUAAAGCGACUAAUCUCAAAGCUGAUGAUAACACGAGCUGUUUUCUCAGAAGUUUCUUGUAUCAUCAUCUAUUGGUUGUCAAUUUGGACAAUAGAGGGUAUCUUAAACCUUUCAUUAAGUAAUGUUGCAAAGGUCCAUAAAUUGACUGAUCUGAGAUCUAUAAGCAUUUCAGUUUUGGAAAAUCAGCUUGACAUCACUCAUUACCAGGGUAAAUGUUAUAAACGUUAUGGAGGAUCAACAUUCA
Jatropha curcas is the source of this 1546-nucleotide messenger RNA. Lineage: Eukaryota; Viridiplantae; Streptophyta; Magnoliopsida; Malpighiales; Euphorbiaceae. The record is from RefSeq and is a predicted model, not a curated record.